GUCGGCCCCGCUUGCGCGAUUGGACAACAAAAUUGAACGAGCAUGUAUUAAAGCUCGACCCGUACCCGGUCUACGGGAGUCUCUACUCAAUUGUCUAAGGAUUUUCGGUCUUGAUUCCCAGGCUUGCGGGUUGAGUAAACAGUUGGGAUACAGCUGCUCGGAUAUAUUCGUGCUUAACUUGUAAUCUUGUCGAUAAGAUGUUGAAGAUUUUUGGAGCAGCUGCCCUCUUAGGAGCUGUGUAUGCACAGAACUCGUCGUUGCCGACGGUGGAUUUAGGAUACGAGAUUUACCGAGCUGCUGGCUUCAAUAGCACUGGCAACUUCUAUAAUUUCAGCAACAUCCGGUUUGCGCAAGCUCCCAUUGGCAACCUAAGAUUUGCACCUCCUAAAGCCCCCUUGGAGAACAGAUCAGCUAUCAACAAUGGCGAUGUCUCCAGGAUAUGCCCUCAAUCCAGUCCCGCAUGGGGUAAACCUGCCACUAAUUAUCUGACCAGCUUGGUGUUAGGGUUGCCCGCUCCUAACGAAACGUUUGUAGUGACGGGUGCAAAUUCCAGCAGUCCAGUUCCGCCUCGGGAUCCUCGCGAGUCAGAAGACUGCCUCUUCCUAGAUGUCUUCGUCCCGGAAGAUGUGCUCAGCAAGGCAGGCAAAGGAUAUGGGGCUGCUGUCUUGGUCUGGAUCUAUGGUGGAGGCUAUACCCUUGGGAAUAAGAAUCUGAACCCUGCUGGGUUGAUUGCUGCCUCUGGCAAUGCCUCGAACGGCGAUAUCAUCUACGUCUCAUUGAACUAUCGGCUCGGUGCGCUUGGGUGGCAAUCAGGCCCUUCGUACCAGGCUGAAGGCGGUGUCAGCAACCUUGGCUUGUAUGAUCAACGCUUUGCGCUUGAAUGGGUGCAAAAGUACAUCCACCUUUUUGGAGGUGACCCUAACCGCGUCACCGUUGUCGGAGAGAGUGCUGGUGGCGGUAGCAUCAUGCAUCAGAUCACCGCGUACGGAGGCCUCAAGGGCAAAGUUCCAUUUCAGCAAGCUGUGCCGCAGAGCCCUGGUUGGCAGCCCGCCCAGUCAAACCUUCAGCAGGAGGAUACAUAUCGCAAGCUCCUCAACUUGACGAAUAGCUCAUCGCUCGCCGAGCUACGCGCGCUGCCAUCCGAAGACAUCAUGCGCGCCAACUUUCAACAGGUUACUUAUGAUGCAGAAUGGGGAUCAUUCAUCUACGGACCCGUAGUCGACGGGAAUUUUGUGCCUCAGCAGCCUGGCCAGCUUCUCGCUCAAGGACGUUUCGACCAAGAUGUUCGAAUUCUAGUCGGCCAUAAUGCGAAUGAAGGAACGUACUUCACACCUCCUUCGAUUAAAUCAGAAGAAACGCUUGUUACUCAGCUCAGGAGUGCCUAUCCGUACGCACCGCAGCAUUCCAUCGAUACAAUCACGAAGGACCUCUACCCGGCGGUUUUUGAUGGCUCGUACGGUUAUAGAAACCAGUUCUCACGCGCUAACCUGAUCAUCUCCGAAAGUGUAUUCACGUGCAACACGAACUAUCUGUCCACUGGCUUCAAAAACGAGACCUACUCGUACCUCUUUGCGGUGCCGCCUGCUUUCCACGGCUUCGAUGUUCCUUAUACAUACUACGACGGAGGAGCUCUGUCACUCUCUGUGAUGAACCGAACGAUUGCGAUUGCGCUCCAGCAAUUUAUUGCGAGCUUUGCGGAGAACGGUGCACCAGAGGCGGGCGGUAUCACACAGUUCAACAUGUACGGGCCGGAUGCUAGAGUGUUGAAACUUAACGUGACGGGGAUUGAAGAUGUGCGCGACAGCAACGCGAAUGCUAGGUGUGCGUGGUGGCAGAAGGCGCUGUACUAGGUCGAGCAAUCUUGUCGCAUAACUGGUUACCAUGUUAACGAUUGAGGAGAAGGAAUUGAGCUCGAACUUUUUCCAAUGAUUCAGUAAACAUGUGCAAAGCGCCGUAAAUGCAUAAAAGUUGGGACAGUAUGGAGAUGGGACAUGCAGGGAGCUAUGACCACCUCUGGUUUCGA
Molecule: messenger RNA, 2023 nt
Organism: Cucurbitaria berberidis CBS 394.84
Lineage: Eukaryota; Fungi; Ascomycota; Dothideomycetes; Pleosporales; Cucurbitariaceae
Product: carboxylesterase family protein-like protein
Exons: 3
Coding region: 198-1850 (550 amino acids)
Source: RefSeq, a predicted model, not a curated record